AUGGGCGCCUGCGGUUCCCGGCCAGCAAACAGAGACGGCACCCGUGCCGAGGCGGCGGCGUCGCCGUCGGUGGCCUCGGUCGGCGGCAACGUGGCCGUCGCUCUGGGCACGCCGGCAGGCCUGCACAAAGCAGGCGGCGUCGGCGAGCGCAAGGCAGCGAGCCAGCACCCAGCAGCCGCGCCGGCCUACCACGUGGUGCCGCCGGUGAUGGAGGCGGCGGAUGAGGAGGGGCGGCUUCGCGCGGUGCGCGCCCUGCACCUCAUCGGCGCGCCGCCGCAGCCCAAGUUCCAGAUGGCGACGGCGCUGAUGAAGCAGAUGUUCGAGACGCCGGUGGCGGCGGUGACGCUCAUAGACGUAGACCUCCACUUUGUGUCGCGGGCGGGAGACUGGGCGUGCAGCGCGGGGCGCCCGGGCAGCUUCUGCGACUGGCUGCUGGUGCCCGAGACGCCCCGCAUGCUGAUUGUGGAGAACGCUCUGGAAGACGCCAGGCACGCCAGGCCGGCCGCCGCCGCCGAGCGCCCCGCCCCGCGGCCGCCGCAGCCGCCGCCGCUGCCGCGUGUUGCUUGCUUGCUGGUGUUUAGGUCCAACAAGUUUGUUGUGGGCGAACCAUACCUGCGAUUCUACGCCGGGGCGCCGCUGGUGUCGUCCUAUGAGGAGGGCCACCGCUAUGGCACGCUGUGCGUGUUCGACUUCCGUCCGCGCCGCUUUGAUGCGGGCAAGUAUGCCAUGCUGGCGCACUUUGCGGAGAUUGUGGUGCGGGAGAUGGAGCGCGACAUGGUGAUGCAGCAGCAGCAGCGGGAGAUGGGGUGCGCUCGGUCGGCUGAGAGCCACCUCAUGCGGGCAAUGGAUUCCUUCCAGGAGGGCAUCGUACUGCUGGAUCUCUCCUCCGCCUCCUGGCGCAUCCUCUAUGCAAACGACUCCUUCCGCCACACAGCCGGCAUGCCCGACCUCGCAGCCGGCGAGGACGGCGAGGCGGGCGGCGGCGGCGGCGGCGGCGGCGGCGGCGGCGGGGCCCAGCCAGCCGCCUGGGAUUUCUGGCAGCUGUUCAGCCACGUGACAGCCGGCACGCAAGGCUCCUACAACGCUGCCCUGCUGGCCAUGGCCACAAGCAAGGAGUUCAGCAUCCAAGUGCGGCCCAUGCGGCGCAGCAGCGGCGCCGCCAACGGCAUCCCCGCCGGCGGCGGCGGCGGGGCGCUGGCGCCGCCCGUGCUGCUCAUGCGCUUCCGCCCUGCAGACAGCGAGCAGCUGGGGGCCGGCAUGCCGCACAUCGGCAUACCCGCCUGGAUCGACUCGGCAGCCAGGUUGGCAGAGGAGGAGGCGGGGCGGGGAGGCCGCGGCGGCGGCGCCGCCGACGGCGGCGCGCUGGUGCCCGCCGGCGGCGCAGGCGCAAGCGCGGCCCCGGGCCGCGCAGCUGCCUCCGCAACCAGGCGGCCGGUCUAUUACUUUGGUGUGGUCAAGGCUUCUGCCGAGACGCUCUCCCCGGCCGCAACUCAUGGCAGCGCGCCCGCCGUCAGCUCCAGCACCACACCUGCCAGCAGCCUGGGCAGCGCGGCGGCCUCCUCCAGCCUGGCCAGCCUGGGCAGCGUGCCCGCCGCCAGCCUGGGCCCCGCGAGCGCCAGCCUGGCCACCGCCGCCAGCCGCGGCGCGCCGCCCAGCACGGUUGAUUCCGAGCAGAAUCUCACCGCCCGCAUGGAAUCCAGGAUCCUGCCCACCUUCAUCCAGAUGCGGCCAGAGGUGAUGCAGGAGGUGUCGCUGGGAGCCCUGAUCGGCACAGGAUCCAUGGGCCGCUGCUACCGCGGCAUGUGGCAGGUGUGCGACUUUGGUCUGUCCAAGCACUCUGGCGGGGCCAAGGAGCUGCAGGCCUCCUCCUUUGGCACCGUCACCUACAUGCCUCCCGAGCUGCUGUCGGCGGGCAAGCUGAGCAAGGCAGCAGACGCGUACAGCUUUGGCAUCAUGCUGCAGGAGGUGGGCUGGCGCAUAUGUGGCUGCGGAGCCACGGGCCCGGCUCUCGCCGCCACCCCUGGCCUGGCCCUCCUGGCCUGA
Molecule: messenger RNA, 2043 nt
Organism: Chlorella variabilis
Lineage: Eukaryota; Viridiplantae; Chlorophyta; Trebouxiophyceae; Chlorellales; Chlorellaceae
Exons: 10
Coding region: 1-2043 (680 amino acids)
Biological process (GO): protein phosphorylation
Molecular function (GO): protein kinase activity; ATP binding
Source: RefSeq, a predicted model, not a curated record